GGAUUCAGGAGGUAUUUCUGUCACUACGCCCCACCCUCCAAAUGCCCUUCACUCCUAUAAAUCCCAUCCUCCUCCAAGCUUCAGAGUUUACCCGGUUUGCCCACACAUUCCCGCCACCGCAGACGGCGAUUCCCCUUCUUCCAGUCCCCAAUAUAUCCACUGGACCCGCGCGUCUCAUCAAACUGGUGGGACGACACCGCCGGCCAGCUUCUCCGGCCACCGUGUGUCGUCGCACGAAGCUUGCGGUGGCGAAGCCUACGUCCUUCCUCGGGGGCGGCGCCAUGGGGUUCACGCUGUACCCCACCAAGUCGUCGACGACGCGCACGCCGUGGAGCACCAGCUUCUUCCGCCACAAGUUCCCGGCGGCGGCGCCCUCCUUCUUCUGAUCAGGCUGUACAUAGCUCCGGCCGCCCGGCGAUCUCCGUGUUCCACGAGGAGGUGGGGGAGCAUACGUACGUACGUACACCGAUACACGUGAGUGUGAGCGUACAAAAUACAAGUCCUUUCUUUGGUUCGUUGUUAGUGAAUUGGCGCAUGGACUACGGCCGCAACAUGAUCAGCUCCGCCGUGCCAUUCCGCGCCGCCGGCGAAGGCGGCGGACAGGUUUUCCUCUUCGGCGGCGGUGGCGGCGGCGGCGAAUUCCUUCGAGGUGCGCCGGUGGUGGGGGCCGGUGCGGCGGGCGGCGGCUGGCGCAAGCGGCCGUUCCAGCUGGCAGCGCAUGAGGAGCUGCAGCUGCAGCUCGAGCUGGGCGACGACGAGCUGGCCGGCUUCGACUACGAGCUGAACGGCGGCGGGGCGCAGGAGCGGACGAAGCGCCGGCUGACGGCGGAGCAGGUGCGGGAGCUGGAGCUGAGCUUCGAGGAGGAGAAGCGGAAGCUGGAGCCUGAGCGGAAGAGCGAGCUGGCGCGGCGGCUGGGGAUCGCGCCGCGGCAGGUGGCCGUGUGGUUCCAGAACCGCCGCGCGCGCUGGAAGGCGAAGCAGCUCGAGCAGGACUUCGACCGCCUCAGGGCCGCGCACGACGAGCUCCUCGCCGGCCGCGACGCGCUCCUGGCCGACAACGACCGCCUCCGGUCACAGGUGAUCACCUUGACUGAGAAACUUCAAGCUAAGGAGGAGUCGUCGGCGCCAGAUCCGGAGGAGCAGACUGUCGCUGCCCUGCGAGAGGGAGCCUACGGUACUCUCGAACAAGAUCAGCUCUGCAUCCAGCCCGCCACCGGCGGCGCGGCGCCGGCGCCGGCGGUGGGUUAUUGUUACACGGGGGGAGACAGCGACAGCCCGGAGUCCUAUCUGGCCGGCGCGCGCUCGCCGCCGUCGUCAUCGGAGGACGAUUGCGGCGGCGGCGACGGUGACGCUGGGCCCUUCUUCCUCCCCGACCCCGAAGAGGACGGGGUGCAGCUCAACAACUGGGCAUGGCUAUGGAACGAGCAGCAGUAUAACAUAGCGUAGAAGUGUUUGCAAAUGUAUAUUUGGUUUUGCGUUUUCUUAGUAUUGGUACUGUACCUCUGCUGAUAAAUUAAAGCUUUAUUAUUUAUAUUUUUUUAUUUAUA
Molecule: messenger RNA, 1547 nt
Organism: Setaria italica (foxtail millet)
Lineage: Eukaryota; Viridiplantae; Streptophyta; Magnoliopsida; Poales; Poaceae
Product: homeobox-leucine zipper protein HOX25
Exons: 3
Coding region: 535-1446 (303 amino acids)
Biological process (GO): positive regulation of DNA-templated transcription
Cellular component (GO): nucleus
Molecular function (GO): sequence-specific DNA binding; DNA-binding transcription factor activity, RNA polymerase II-specific
Source: RefSeq, a predicted model, not a curated record